CCCUCGUGUGUGUAUUUUGGUGUUUGUCGUUUUUGUUGGUGUUCCACGAAGUCGUCACCCUCUUUUUUUCUCUUUCACGAAUCAAGAUUAACACCUCCUUCUCCUUCCCUUUCUCUCUCUUCUCUCUCUCCUCCAUUUUCUCUCUCCUCUCUUUCUCCGUCUCCGUCACUGCCAAAAUGGUCAACGGUCCUGGCCUCUUCUCCGACAUCGGAAAGCGUGCUAAAGAUCUUCUUUCGAAGGAUUACGUCUUAGAUCAGAAAUUUACCAUUUCAUCAUGCAGCGAAACUGGUGUGGCAUUCACCUCAACUGCUGUGAAGAAUGGAGGAUUGUCAGCUGGAGAUGUGGGUGCCUUGUAUAAGUACAAGAACGUCAUGGCCGAUGUCAAACUUCACACAGAGUCAAGUAUCUCCACUACAUUCACAAUCGCCGAUAUACUCCCAUCAACAAAAGCUAUUGCUUCAUUCAAGAUACCAGAUUACUCUUCUGGCAAGCUGGAGGUUCAAUACUUCCAUAACCAUGCAACCUUUACAACUGCUUUUGCGCUAAAACAAUCUCCUAUUGUUGAUGUGACGGCUACACUUGGCACACCUACUAUUGCCUUUGGUGUGGAAGCAGGCUAUGACGCCAAUUCUGGUAACUUUACCAAGUAUACUGCCGGUGUUAAUGUGUCAAAGCCCGAAUCAUGUGCUUCAAUUCUUUUGGGUGAUAAGGGAGAUACCAUAAAGGCAUCAUACCUACACCAUUUGGAUCAGCUGAACAAAAGUGCUGCAGUUGCUGAAUUCAGCAGAAGGUUCUCAACCAAUGAGAAUACUUUCACUGUUGGAGGAUUGUAUGCAGUUGAUAAGUUGACAGUUGUUAAGGCGAAGCUCAAUAACCACGGGAAACUUGGCGCUGUCCUUCAGCAUGAGGUGAUUCCUAAAUCAGUGCUCACUAUUGCCAGUGAAUUCGAUACCCUAGCCUUGGACAAAACUCCAAGGUUUGGCUUGGGACUCGCUCUUAAGCCUUGAUGAUGCUUUCUUUCAGAUAAUUUUCACGAUUCCUUUUUUUGCCCCACUACGGCUCUGUUGCUGGAGCUAUCAAUAAGUAGUUCUGCAGAUAUAUUCAUUUGUAGGUUCCUUCUGGCUGAGGAUCUCUAGACUCCUGCUAUCAUACUCUGUUGUUGAUCUUUUGUCUAUAGGAUUUUUCGAGUCUUGUCAUUUCUACAAGGAGGCAUUAAAACUUGCAGAGAUUUCUCCUGGUAGUAAUUUAUUUAGUUGGAUGAAUCAAUUGCUGAUACUCUGUUGUUUGAAAUGAAUACUAGAAAUGGAAUUGGUUUUUUUACCUGACGAUAAA
Molecule: messenger RNA, 1332 nt
Organism: Beta vulgaris subsp. vulgaris (sugar beet)
Lineage: Eukaryota; Viridiplantae; Streptophyta; Magnoliopsida; Caryophyllales; Amaranthaceae
Product: mitochondrial outer membrane protein porin 2
Exons: 6
Coding region: 177-1007 (276 amino acids)
Biological process (GO): monoatomic anion transmembrane transport
Cellular component (GO): mitochondrial outer membrane
Molecular function (GO): voltage-gated monoatomic anion channel activity
Source: RefSeq, a predicted model, not a curated record